AUGAACCCCCAGGGUUCUGAAACACUGCUUCCCAAAGAACUGCAGCUGGAAUGGACCCUGGCCACCACCGUGAGUAUUUAUGUCCUGCUCAAAUUCCUCCAGGGUGGAGGGGCAGGUACAUCAGGGUUUAUCAGUAACCUGAGGUCCUUCCUGUGGACGCAGGUCCAGCAAUACACCAGUAGGGUGGUUCAGGUCCGUCUGUUUGGUCACCUCCACUCCCUGUCGUUGCGCUGGCACCUGGGGAGACACACUGGGGACGUUCUGAGUAGUGUAGACCGAGGAACAUCUUCUAUCAACAACCUGCUCAGCUACAUCAUCUUCAGUAUCCUGCCCACCAUCGCUGAUAUACUCAUCGCCAUCCUCUACUUUGUAUCCUACUUCAGUGCCUUGUUCGGCCUCAUCGUCUUCAUCUGCUUGCUGAUCUACCUCACUUUCACCAUCCUGAUCACUGAGUGGAGGACCAAGUACAGACGAGACAUGAACACUCAGGACAACAACGCCAAGUCUAAGGCUGUGGACUCGCUGCUCAACUUUGAGACGGUGAAAUAUUACAAUGCUGAGGGGUAUGAAGUGACCUGCUUCGAGGAGGCAAUUCUGAAGUACCAGCAGUCAGAGUGGAAGACCAACGCCUCGUUGGCCCUACUGAACCAGACCCAGAACCUGAUCAUUGGCUCAGGGCUAUUAGCAGGUUCUCUGCUCUGUGCUUACAUGGUCACAGAAGGCCAGUUCCAGGUUGGUGACUAUGUCCUGUUUGGCACCUACAUCAUCCAGCUGUACACUCCUCUCAACUGGUUUGGUACAUAUUACAGACUAAUCCAGAGUUCCUUUAUUGACAUGGAGAACAUGUUCAAGAUCUUAACAGAACACAAAGAGGUGAAAGACGAUGUCAGCGCCACAGACCUCCAGUUGACAACGGGCGAGGUGAAGUUUCAGAACGUGUGCUUCAGCUACACUGAGGGGAAUGUGAUUCUCAGGGGUAUAUCGUUCACUGUGAUGGCCGGCCAGACUGUUGCUCUGGUGGGCCAGUCUGGUUCAGGUAAAAGCACUAUCCUCCGUCUGCUGUUUCGCUUCUAUGACGUCCAGGGAGGAUGCAUCCGUAUUGAUGAACAGGAUAUAUCCAGGGUGAGUUAA
Molecule: messenger RNA, 1131 nt
Organism: Oncorhynchus gorbuscha (pink salmon)
Lineage: Eukaryota; Metazoa; Chordata; Actinopteri; Salmoniformes; Salmonidae
Product: ATP-binding cassette sub-family B member 6-like
Exons: 12
Coding region: 1-1131 (376 amino acids)
Biological process (GO): transmembrane transport; heme transport
Cellular component (GO): membrane
Molecular function (GO): ATP hydrolysis activity; ABC-type heme transporter activity; heme binding
Source: RefSeq, a predicted model, not a curated record